This is a messenger RNA of Cyprinus carpio (common carp), 1487 nucleotides long. It is a transcript of the gene casp22, whose product is annotated as caspase 22, apoptosis-related cysteine peptidase. Lineage: Eukaryota; Metazoa; Chordata; Actinopteri; Cypriniformes; Cyprinidae. Gene Ontology annotation, biological process: proteolysis; regulation of apoptotic process. Gene Ontology annotation, molecular function: cysteine-type endopeptidase activity. The record is from RefSeq and is a predicted model, not a curated record.
UACGAAACUUCAUUUACAUACCUUUUCCUGUUUUUGCCCUUACUUUAGCAAGAGCUAUACAUAAAAACAGCAGUAACAUUUACAUACAACGAAAUGGCAGAAAAAGUCUUGGAACAACUUCGGAUUAAACUGAAGGAAGGUUUGACUGAGCCCGUCAUCAAAAGUUUGCUGGAUGAUCUUCGGGACAAGAAGGUGCUCGGAAAUGAGGAGAUUGAAGAAAUAGUGCAGAAGACCAAACCACGAGCUGAUCAAGCUCGAGAUCUGAUUGAUGGUGUGAGCAGAAAGGGGACAAAAGCAAGUGAAAUUAUGUUAGCAUGCUUGAAGAACAGAGACAUCUAUCUUUACAACAGCCUAAACAUAGACAACCAUUUAGCAAUUCCUGAAAGAGGAGCGACCUGUAGCCCUGCACCAACGGCACAUAGUACAACAGACAAACAAAAAGAUUUGGUCAGUGGAGAUGAGGUGUACAAAAUGGACAGUAAUCCACGUGGACUGUGUGUAAUUAUUAAUAAUGAGAACUUUGCAAACAAAAAACGAAAGGGAUCCCAAAAAGAUGUUGAUUCUCUGAAGGACUUAUUUGAAGUUUUGGGCUUUCUGGUUGAAGUCGAGAAAGACAAAACUGCAGAUGAAAUAAAAGCACUUAUGGCCAAAUACAGUAAUGAUGCACGUCAUGGAGACUGCUUUGUUUGUUGCGUAAUGAGUCAUGGAAAUGAGACUGGUGUCAAGGGAUUGGAUGAGAAAAUAUGUCCCGUGAAUGAAAUCACCUCCCCAUUUGAUGGAGACAACUGUCCUGCUCUUAUUGGCAAACCUAAAGUGUUCUUUAUCCAGGCAUGCAGAGGAUGUAAGAUGCAGAGUAAAGUGCUGGUUACAGAUGGUGCUGGUCCCAGUCGUAACCAGAAAUCUGGCAAACUAUACAGCAUUGCCAAAGAUUCUGAUUUUCUGAUUGCCCUGUCCACUGUGGAGGGAUAUUUUUCAAUCCGUGAUCCACUCAGUGGAUCAUGGUUUAUACAGUCCCUUUGCAAGCAUUUAAAAGAAGGAAGUGAACAAGGCCAGGACAUCUUGAGGAUCCUCACUCAUGUCAAUAAUGAUGUAAGCCUUAAAGAGGGCAAAAUAAGACAAAAUAAGAACAAAGAUAGAGUAGAUGCAAAGAUGACCCCUCAACCCCAAUUCACCCUGAGGAAGCUUCUGAUUUUCAAAGCACCGAAGGGUCGGGCUGCUGCUUCUAAACGGGAAAAAAAACAGGAUAAACAUCCUCAUCUUCCACCGAAGAAGAAGAGGAAAUCUUAACAUUGACAUUCUAGAGAAGUCUAUAAUAUUCAUCUAUUUUUUUCCAUAUUUGUUAUAAUGGAUUUUAGAAUAUGUGUAUCACAGGAGAGCGGAACUUGAGGGCGCCAGUUUUACAGGAUCAAGAUCAUUUCAUUUCAGACACGUGUUCAAUCACAUAGCUUUCUUUAAUUUUUUUUAAUAAAUUACAUCAAAUUCCCUUA